UCAAGUACUAUAGGGGUCUAUCUAAACUGUACCCAAGAGAUUUUGAUAAGACUUGACCUCUAGAAACGAUGCCGUUUGCUUAAAAUUAAGUUCUGCUGUCACUAAAACAAUCAAAGACGCAUUUCUCAGCUCUGCACAAGAAAAAAAGGAAAAGUCUGUACAAUAUAAAGUUGUAAAAUGCAAGCUGUUUUAAAAGGGAUUGUAUUCAUAGGCAUUCUCAAAGCAGCAUCUUCUCUGCAGUGUUAUCAUUGCUACAGCUAUGAAUCCUUCCAUGAAUGCGACAACAACAAAGAGCUCAAGAGCUGCGAGAUUGGAGCGAUGCAACGAUGCAGCAAAGUCACUUAUGACCUACCAAUAGGCAAAGUGUAUCGCAAGGAAUGUAUUGACUUAGCUUACUGCAAAGACAACGAUAGAUAUUGCCGACAAGUCACCAACGGUUCAGAUGAUUGCGAAGUUCACUGUUGCAAGGACGACAAAUGCAACGCGGGCUCGAAAGUGUCCAGUGGYGUWUUGUGCGCAUGCGCGUUGUUAAUGGGGUUUCUGAUCCGAAUGAUAUUAUGAGUUUUUGAGCCAAAAAAGUUUUAUAAUUUUCGUAGGAUUUUGUGAAUAUCGCUUUGUAUUGAUUUGAAGUACGUAGUAGGCUCACCUGCUUUGUAGAGUGAGAGUUAAUUAAGCAAUUGGGCUUGUUGUUCAUAUGAGUAAUUUUCCGUCYACCGAGAAAAGAAAACGACUACCUUGUUUGUCUAGUUGACAAAGAAAAKCUGAGSAAAACAACGAGAAAUCAGCUUUACAAUCUUUGGAGAUCGAAGGCAAAACAAUCUASUUAUAGCUACUCCUAAUUGAUUGAAGCCAYGWACCCCAGAGUCCUGGAGGAAGGUCGGGGAGGGGAGGGGAAGGGCCGGGUUUAACACAUUAUACCCGGGAAUUUAUCAAAGCAUCAACGGGUAGGCGGGAGAAUUAACGUCUAUAUCAAAGAAUAUUACCUUUCUAACAGCUGGCUAAAUGCCCUGUGACUUAACCUUGAUGAUAUGUUAAUUCCUCCGGUAUUGCCAGUGGGGGCUGGGAGCCGUCGUCUGUGGUUUCACUCACAAAUCACGGCGAAAGAUUUUUGUCAGCUAACUAAUUAAAAUUAUAACAGCUUGGAGAAACCAAUUCUUUUAUUCUGCUUAAGGUCAUGAAAUGGCCGAGUCGAAGUAAACAUAAGCUAACAUAUCCUGCAAAAAAUUCGGCAUACCUGACUUGAUGAAGUAUUGCACAUGCUAUAAAAACUGACCCGGAAGAAGAACUUUAGAAAGAUAAAGAAUAGAAAUAGUGCUUUAUGUACUGAUCAUUAAGUGUAAAAAAGAAGAUGUAUAUUUUCACAAAAUCAUUUGACUUAUUAAACAAUAACGAAAAUAGCGUUUAGUAAAAAUGAAAGAAAGAUUUAA
Molecule: messenger RNA, 1427 nt
Organism: Exaiptasia diaphana
Lineage: Eukaryota; Metazoa; Cnidaria; Anthozoa; Actiniaria; Aiptasiidae
Exons: 2
Coding region: 178-561 (127 amino acids)
Source: RefSeq, a predicted model, not a curated record